UUUUCAAUUAACGUUGUUAAUCCCUGUGUCUUUAUAUAUUUUCUCUGAUAUGCUUAUACCUGCAUGUUCAGCAUGGAAUGCCCCCCUGGUCGGUUGUGCUGGCAGGACUGAUGACUUGAAGGUUCGGUUGCUGACCUGAAGGUUGCCAGGUUCAAAUCCAACCCGGGGAGAGCGCUGAUAAGCUCCCUUUGUCAGCUCCAGCUCCAUGUGGGGACAUGAGAGAAGCCUCCCACAAGGAUGGUAAAAACAUAAAAACAUCCUGGCAAUGUCCCCUGGGCAACGUCUUUGCAGAUGGCCAACUCUCUCACACCAGAAGCGAGGGACUUGUUGUUUCUCAAGUUGAUCCUGACAUGAAAAAAGUGUCCAAUACAUUGCCUCAUUGGAGAAAUCUUUCCUCAGCCUCUCCUUUUUCUCCAUAUAAUUUUAAUUGUAAAUGGGAAGGCUACAAGAGUGGCUGUAGAACAGGUCAUUUUUAACAUCUUACAUCUUCGUCUUCCUCUAAUGUUAAGUUAUUUAUUUCUUGUCAAAAGCAUUGCAUAAAUAAAGUAUAAAACUGAUAAAGGGAGCACAAGCAGUUAAACAAUUUUAGACCAAAAACAGGCAACAGCCACCAUGUUGUCCAUAGCUUUAUACAGUUUUUCCUCCGUGCAUGAGGCAGGGCAUUGUGGGCAAGCAGACAGGUGCUGAGAUGUGAUAUAUAUAUAUAUAGAUAUAGAUAUAUAGUUAUUAUUGUCAAGUAAUUCAACUUGCGAUAGUGAUAUUCCACUUACAUUUUCACUCAAUAUAAAGUUUUAUUUUCUUUACCUUACCAAUCCCAAUUCCACACUUAUGUCUAGCUGUUUUUUCCCCUUCUCUCCAUCUUCACCCCUCACCCACUGGGAACAGUUGUAUCUUCAAUUCGAAUAUUCUUUUACUUGAUCAGUCGCGAAGAGAGUGUCAUUCAGUUUUUUAUAUUUUCUUUUCCCUUUUACUCUAACUAUCAAUUCCCCAUUUUGAGUCCCAGUUCUUCCUUCCCUCACUCCCUCCUUCCUUUCCUUUUUAUCCACCCUUUCAUCCUUCUUUUAUUCCUUCCUUUCUUCUGUCCGUCCUAUAUAUCUUCCUUCCAACCAUUCUUCCUUCCUUCCUUCCUUCCUUCCUUCCUUCCUUCCUUCCUUCCUUCCUUCUUUUCCUUCCUUCCUUCUUUUCCUUCCUUCCUAUGAAACAGGGCUAACUUCUCUGUUAUGUUCACUGAAAGCAUCUGAAUUCAUUCCUUGUUUUUAUUAAUCAGUGCUUGCUUUUGCUGGUUUCUGUGUAUGUCCUUAAAACACUUCAUGCCUCUAUGUCUUGGUAUUUCCAUUUUCAACAUGAUCGAUGAAGGCAAAAGAGGAUAAUGUUGGAGAUAAAGAAGGUUUUGAACUUCAUGUUUAACCUUUGUUUCUUUUUUCUUGACCAGGGACAUGGGGGUACUUUUGAGCCAACCCUGGUGUGAUGAAAAACAAACCAGCUUCUAGUGGAUAUUAAGGAAUUUGGAAACUAAAUUGUAGUAAGGAAACAGUCCUACAGGAAAUCAUAGAAUCAUAGAAUCAUAGAAUAGUAGAGUUGGAAGAGACCUCAAGGGCCAUCUAGUCCAACCCCCCGCUAAGAAGCAGGAAAUCGCAUUCAAAGCACCCCCGACAGAUGGCCAUCCAGCCUCUGCUUAAAAGCCUCCAAAGAUACAAAUUAUCUCAAAGUGUUGAUCUGGCGGAAUUCUUAAAUUCACUUUAGAUUAUACACAGACAUAGAUUAAACACAGAUGUACAAUGUAUUACACAUAGCAGACCCUGCACAUAUCCAAACCCCUUAUCCCACACAAAAUAAAACCCCUUCCCCACACCCGUGCACCCUUCACCAUGACUUCCAACCCUGAAGCACUAUGAAGCCUUUGAGCCCAUUUAUCUAUCCUUGUUCAUCGUAAUCCUAAAUUCCUAAUGGAGCUCCUCUAUGUUACUGCCUCUCUAUUCAAAUAUGCUAUAGCCAGCUUCCAUGUUUCUAAAAAGGUCUUCAUUACUUUUGUUCCUCCUAUUAUUAGUAAGUUUGGCCAUUAGCAUAUAUUCCCGCAUUCUUUCCCUCCAAUCCUUUUUAGUUAAACCUUUUCCCCCUUUCCAGUCUUUGACUAUGGUCAAUCUUGCUGCGGCAAAGCUAUAUUGGUAUAUUUCUUGGUCCUUUUGGUUAUUAUUUUCUCUAUGUAAACCUAAUAGACACAACCCUGGGCUUUUAAAAAUCUUAUUAUGUAGCAUUUUAUUUGUCUCUUCAAUUACCUUGUCCCAAAAUGCCUGUAUGGUCACACAAGUCCACCACAUGUGGAUGAAUGACCCUUUCUGUUUCCUACACCUCCAGCAAAUGCCUUGUUGUGAUUUAUCUAUUUUUGCCAAUAUUGCUGGGGUGGUAUAGCAUCUAUAAAACAUUUUAAAUUGAUUCUCCCUAAUUGAUCCAGAUAUUGUGAAUUUGAAUUAUUUAUUCCAUAGGUACUCCCAGUUAUCCAAUUCUAUUGGCCUACCUAAGUCCUUGGCCCAGGAUACCAUGGAAGAGAAAGCAUAUACAUGUAUUGAAUCUGGAAAGAGCUUUAGUCAUUAUCACACGCUGAUGAUACAUCAAAGAACUCACACUGGGGAGAAACCCUAUACAUGCCUGGAGUGUGGAAAGAGCUUUGCUCAGAAUGCACAUCUACGUUCACAUCAAACAACUCACACUGGGGAGAAACCGUAUACAUGCCUGGAGUGUGGAAAGAACUUUGCUUAUAGUGGACAUCUGCAUAGACAUCAAAGGACUCACACUGGGGAGAAACCCUAUAACUGCCUGGAGUGUGGAAAGAGCUUCUCUCAGAGUGGACAACUACAUUCACAUGAAAGGACUCACACUGGGGAGAAACCUUAUAAAUGCCUGGAGUGUGGACAGAGCUUUGCCAAUAGUCAAACGCUCCGUUUACAUCAGUGGAUUCACACUGGAGAGAAACCCUAUAACUUCCUGGAGUGUGGAAAGAGCUUCACUGAGAGAGGACAUUUACGUAGACAUGAAAGGACUCACACUGGGGAGAAACCCUAUAAAUGCUUGGAGUGUGGACAGAGCUUCACUCAGAGUAGAUAUCUACGCAGACAUCAAAGGACUCAUACUGGGGAGAAACCCUAUAAAUGCAGCCCUCCAAGGUCAUUUACCUGGCCCCCGCCCUCAGUUUUAUAAUAUAAUAUUUAUUAUUAUAAAUAUUAUAAUAUUUCAAUAAUAUUGUAUAUACAUAUAAUAUUGAUAAUAAUAUUAUAAUGUUAUACAAUAUAAUAUUACUAGUAAUAAUACCAUAUAAUAUUAAUUAUAUGUUAUAUAUUACAUAUAAUAUUACAGUAUAGUGUUAUAGUUCAAUAUAGUAAUAUAUAAUGCUAAUAUUGUGCUAUGCUAAUAAUAUAAUAUAUUGUAUAUACAUACACUGCUCUGAGUCCCCUUCGGGGUGAGAAGGGCGCGAUAUAAAUGUAAUAAAUAAUUGUAGUAAAUGAAUAAAUAAAUAAUUGUAGACUUAGGCUUGCCCAAAGUCUGAAAUGACUUGAAGGCACACAACAACAACAAUCCUAUGUAACUUGACUAUCUCAUUGGCCAGAAGCAGGUCCACACUUCCCAUUGAAAUCCUGAUAGCUUUAUGUUGGUUACAGUUGUUUUCAUUUUUAAAUAUUGCAUUGUUCUUUCAUUGUUGUUGUUGUUUUGCACUGCAAAUAAGACAUGUGCAGUGUGCAUAGGAAUUCGUUCGGUUGUUUUUUUCAAAUGAUAAUUCGGCCCCUCCACAGUCUGAAGGAUUGUGGACUGGCCCUCUGCUUUAAAAGUUCGAGGAUCCCUGAUCUAGAUGGUCUUUGGAGGUCUCUUUUGUUUACCUAUGGUCUUAUGAGAUCGUCUAGAUCAGGGGUCCCUAAACUAAGGACCAUGGGCCGGAUGCGGCCCUCCAAGGUCAUUGACCUGGCCUGUGUCCUAAACUUUAGACUUAGGGUUGACCUAAGUCUGAAAUAACUUGAAGGCACACAACCACAGUCCGAACGUAUCUCCUCCUACGAACCAGUAAGAUCACUAAGAUCAUCUGGAGAGGCCCUGCUCUCGGUCCCACCUGUCUCACAGGCGCAGCUGGUGGGAACGAGGAACAGGGCCUUCUCGGUGGUGGCUCCCCGGCUGUGGAAUGCCCUCCCUGGAGAUAUCCGACAGGCUCCUACCUUGCUGGGAUUCAGAAGGGCCGUGAAAACAUGGUUAUGUGCCCAAGCUUUUGAUGAGUAAAUGACAAAGUUGACAUGGACUGAUUUAAGGAUGAAGAAUGAGGAUCUCGGACGAAUGGAAUUAAUUAUAUAUAUGUUUUUAAGGUUUUAUAAUGUUUUUUAACAAUGUUAUUAAUACAUCUGUUAUUGUUUUGUUUUUAUGAUUGUAUUGUGGGCAUUAAAUUUUGCCAAUUUUUGUAAGCCGCCCUGAGUCCCUUCGGGUGAGAAGGGCGGGAUAUAAAUGUUGUAAAUAAAUAAAUAAAUAAACUACAACAAUCUUAA
Messenger RNA from Anolis carolinensis (green anole), 4520 nucleotides. Its product is annotated as gastrula zinc finger protein XlCGF7.1-like. Lineage: Eukaryota; Metazoa; Chordata; Lepidosauria; Squamata; Anolidae. The transcript has a single exon. The record is from RefSeq and is a predicted model, not a curated record. Bases 2539 to 3195 code for a protein of 218 amino acids. Gene Ontology annotation, biological process: regulation of transcription by RNA polymerase II. Gene Ontology annotation, molecular function: DNA-binding transcription factor activity, RNA polymerase II-specific; RNA polymerase II cis-regulatory region sequence-specific DNA binding.